AUGCGUCGAGGAACAACCAUAAAUUCAUGGCAAGAUUUACAUACAAUGACAAGUUCAUGUUUAAAUCAAAGUGCAGGUUUUGAUAAUCAACCAUUUCAUUCAACUAAACAAAAUCAACAACAAACAAAGGCUACUGCCUAUUAUGAAACAGAUCAUUCAUCAGUACCCUGCAGACCACUUUCACCACCAAUAAGUUCUUUAAAUAACAAUCAUGAACGUGCAAAAAGUGCUGAUCAUUCUCAAAUGUCAUUAAAUGAAAAAACGCCAAUGGCACCAUCUUCUUCGUCUACAUAUACUAGCACAUUGAAUAAUCCAGCAAAAACAACUUUACGUUCGUCUCGUUUAGUUAAUGCACGUAGUAAUAGUACUGUUGGUACUCAUUCAAAUACAAUACAUAUUGAUGAACUUCAUCAAACACAACAAGAAUGUGAAAAACAUGAAUUAGAUAUACUUAAUAAACGUUUUGGAAAUUAUUUAGAUAAAAUAAAACAUUUAGCUAAUAUAAAUGCUAAUCUUCGUCAACAAGUUGAUAAUGCAUAUAGAAAAUAUAUGGGACAUAAUGAAGAACAAGAAAUUGAAAUAAAAAAUGAUAAUAAAAUAAUUAUUAAAAAAUAUCAACAUCCAUAUGAAAUUCAAUUAAAUAAUUUACGUAAACAAAUUAAUAAUGAAGUACGUUCACAAACAUUAGUACAAAUACGUUUACAACGUGCUGAUUAUGAUAUUCAAUUUUAUCAAAAUAAUAUUAAAUUAUUAACAUUACAUGAACAAAAACAAUCCGAACAAAUUCGAACAAUGAAACAACAACUUGAAGUUAAUCUACAAGAAUUAGAACAACUUAAACGACAAUUUGAAAAUCGUGAACAAGAUUUACAAAUGUACAAAAAUCAAUAUAAUGAAUAUAUAAAUAAAUUAAUCAAAUUUUCUAAUGAUUAUGAUAAAAUAACUUAUGAUCGAAUGGAAAAUGAAAAUAAUUUAUCUACUCUUAAAGAACAAUUAUUAUUCGAACAAGAAUAUUAUCAUAGACGACAACAAGAAUUUGAAUAUUUAGAAAAAUUUCACUAUAAUUUAAAUAAAGAAUUUAAUAAAAAUGAAUUUCAUUAUAUUGUACAACAAAUUCGAUAUAUUCAGAAACAGACAGAGGUUUCGAUACAAGGUGUUGUUCAAGGUACAAGUGAAGAUCCAAAACAAGUUUCAAAACCAAUCAAUGACAAUGACAAAAAGACAGAACGAAUAAUAUUUGAGGUUCCUUUUGUGGGAAAACAUACUCAACGAACAACAUCACCAAUAACAAAUGAAUCAAAAUGUAUUAUUUUUGAACAUGGUCAAGUUGAAAAACGUUUUAAAAUUUAUCAAAAUGUAUCUUAUGAAUCUUUGCUUAAGUCGGUUCAAACUGCAUUUGGUUUACCAGCUGAUGAAACAACAGUUCUUUUUUAUCCAGAUACACAUGAUUAUAUUGUACCUUCAACUGUACAAGAUUUAUUGAUUGAUACAGAUAGUUCUACCCCAAAAUAUCGACUUAUUACUCGAGAUGAAACAGCUGCUGGUAAAGAUGGUUGGUUUAAAUGGUUUAAAGCAAGUUAUAUUGUUAAAUUUCUUCGUAAUCGAAUAGUAGCGCCAUGUGCACUAAGUUUUCUUGGUUUGGCUGCAUUUGAUCGUUGGGCAUGUACAUCAAGAUCAGCAAGAAUACGUAAAUUAAGUUCAAUUCGUACAGCUUAUUGUAUUGUUUUAAUUACUGUUCUAUUCUGGUCAUUGCUGAGCAUACCUUUUCUUAGUUUUUUCGAUUUGAUUCCACCUACCUAUACUUGUGGAUUCACUAAUGAUCUUUUUCAAAAAAUUACCAAUUUUUUUCUGGCUCCUAUACUAUGUGCUAUUUUUCCUCUUAUCGUUUUAAUUGUAUUUGGUAUUCUUACAUAUCGAAAUCUUCAUCUUAUGACGACUAUUAAUGGACAACAACAAUCUGUUACAACUCGUUUAUCAAUGUGGGAACAACAAAUAACAAGAAUGAUGAUUAUUCAAACAGUGUUAAAUGUAUCAUGUGCACUCCCUCAAUGUAUCUUGCUGAUUUAUACAAUAGCAACAGUUCAACAAAGUGCAAUGAAAAGUUUAGAUCAAAUUUAUAUUGAAUAUCUAUUGGCUCAAUUGUGUGAAUUUAUAGUAUGUCUUGAUUUUGCUUCAUCAUUUUAUAUAUUUUUUCUUUCUUCAUCACGUUUUCGACAAACAACCAAAAUGUAUCUAAAACGUCUUUUACAUUUGGAAAGUAAUCAAGUUACUCCUUUCAACAUUUCUGCUUCAACAGUACCAGUUACUGGUACGAAAACUCAUUACAGACAAAAUUGA
Messenger RNA from Rotaria sp. Silwood2, 2337 nucleotides. The record is from the annotation of a GenBank genome assembly. NCBI's taxonomy places the organism in Eukaryota, Metazoa, Rotifera, Eurotatoria, Philodinida, Philodinidae.